GCUCUGUUAUCAGUAGAUAACAAACAUAAAUACAAAACAAAUCGUGCAAUUAGCGAAUACACGCUAAAGAAAAGUUUUCCAUAACCCAGUGAACAAAUUUAAUACCACAAAUAUAGACAAAAAUGCGUACUCUACCAAUUCUAUGGCGUAUGGCAGAAGAUUUGAGACGUUUGGCUAUGCCAUCUUCACCAUUCUUUGAAUAUCCAUUUGCCAGCACUUAUCGUAUUGCUCCCUGGAAUCACAUGAAUCGUUUGGUACAAGACGAAUUGGGUAAAAUCAACAAAGAUGGCUAUCAAGUUUCAAUGAAUGUAUCCGAAUUUAAACCUGAGGAACUUACUGUUAAAGUUGUGGAUAAUCAUGUAAUUGUGGAGGGUAAAUCGGAGGAACAACAUGAUAACAGCGGUUAUGUUUCACGCUAUUUUGUUCGUCGCGUUGCAUUGCCAACUGGUUAUGAAGCGGAUAAUGCCAUCUCGACGCUUACAUCAGAUGGCGUUCUAACUGUUAGUGUUCCUAAACCACAAAUUGAGGAAAAAGCUCGUGAAAUUCCUAUUCAAAGGGUGGAUGCAGCUUCUAUUAAAUCAAAAGAAUCGAUGGAAGAGGGUGCUGCCAGUAAAAAGGAUAAAAACUAAGAAGGAUAUCUAUAAUAGAUGAAUAAUUUUAUCAAAGAAUUGUAUUAUUGAGAAUUCGGACUGAUUUGUAGUCGUAGUAGUGUGAUAUAAUGUGAUUGUAGUUUUAACAAAAGUUUUAAUUUAAAUAUAAUAAAUAUAAAAUUGAAAAAAAAAAAUAAAA
Molecule: messenger RNA, 789 nt
Organism: Lucilia cuprina (Australian sheep blowfly)
Lineage: Eukaryota; Metazoa; Arthropoda; Insecta; Diptera; Calliphoridae
Product: heat shock protein 23-like
Exons: 1
Coding region: 123-629 (168 amino acids)
Biological process (GO): protein refolding; response to heat
Molecular function (GO): protein folding chaperone
Source: RefSeq, a predicted model, not a curated record